AACCAGUCACCUCGCCCACCACGCCCGCUGCAGCCAGGGUAAUUUUGCCAUGUAGCCAUGAGGGCGUCUCGGCGGCAACCGGCCAAUCGGCGUCCGAGGCCAGCGCGUCAUGUACGAGCGCUGGCCCAACGACGUUUCUGCACUCCUCUCCCACCGCCAUGAUGCUGCGCUCCACAGGCCGGCCGCUGCCCACUCCCCGCACCCUGCGAGCAGUCUGCAGCCCACGCCGCCGCUAUGCCGCCGUCACCGACGUCGCCAACUUCCCGCGCGUCGGCGAGCAGCUGCACGGCUUCACCCUCCGGCGCGUCAAGCAGGUGCCCGAGCUGGAGCUGACGGCCCUGCACCUGCAGCACGACCGGACGGGCGCCGAGUACGUGCACAUCGCCCGCGAGGAUGCCAACAACUGCUUCUCCAUCGGCUUCAAGACCAACCCGCCCGACGCCACCGGGGUGCCGCACAUCCUCGAGCACACGACGCUGUGUGGCAGCGAGAAGUACCCCAUCCGCGACCCCUUCUUCAAGAUGCUGCCGCGCUCGCUGUCCAACUUCAUGAACGCCUGGACCUUCCCCGACCACACGGCCUACCCCUUCGCCACCACAAACGCCCAGGACUUCAAGAACCUCAUGGCCGUCUACCUCGACGCCACGCUGCAUCCAUUGUUGAAGGAGAACGACUUCACCCAGGAGGGAUGGCGCAUAGGGCCCGAGAACCCAAUGGCGGCGGAGACGGACGACCCCAGCGCGAAGAAACUGGUCUUCAAGGGCGUCGUCUACAACGAGAUGAAGGGCCAGAUGUCGGAUGCAAGUUAUCUAUUCUACACCAGGUUCCAGCACGAGCUCUACCCCGCAAUCAACAACUCUGGCGGCGACCCACAGAAGAUCACCGACCUGACGUGGGAGCAACUACGCAAGUUCCACGCCGACCACUACCACCCCAGCAACGCGAAGAUCCUCAGCUACGGAGACAUGCCUCUGGCUGAUCACCUGAAAGAGGUCGACGGGCGCUUGAGUGGCUUCGACAAGAUCUCCGUCGACCAGGAGGUCAAGGCCCCCAUCGAGCUCAACAGCCCCAAGCAAGUCACCGUCCCCGGCCCUCUCGACCCCCUGGUUCCCCAGGACAAGCAGUACAAGACAUCCGUUACUUGGCUGAUGGGCGACACUGCCGACGCGGUCGAGAACUUUGCGCUUGGUGUACUGAGUAGCUUGCUGAUGAAUGGGUAUGGGUCUCCACUGUACCGCAACCUCGUCGAGUCGGGACUUGGCGCAGACUUCAGCGCAAACACAGGCUACGACAGUGCAGGGAGACGCGGCACUUUCUCUGUAGGCCUCGAUGCUGUCAAAGCAGAAGACGUGCCCAAGGUCCGCGAAGCCAUUGUCCAGACUGUCCUCGAGGCGCGAAACAACGGCUUCGACAAGAUCAAGGUCGACGGCAUCCUUCAUCAGCUGGAGCUGUCCCUCAAGCACAAGACGUCGAACUUUGGAAUGGGUAUCUUGCAGAGACUGAAGCCCAGCUGGUUCAACGGCAUCGAUCCUAUGGAUGCGCUUGCUUGGCAGGAAACUGUUAACGCGUUCCAGGAGAAGUACGCCCAAGGAGACUAUCUGGAGGGUCUGAUCGAGAAGUACCUCCUGACCGAGAACACUCUUACCUUUACCAUGCAACCGUCCGAGACGUUCAGCCAGGAGAUUGUGGACGAGGAGCAACAGCGAUUGGCGACAAAAAUCGCUGAAACCACAAAGCGGUUCCCCAGCGAGCAGGAGGCACAGCAGUAUCUGGAGCAACGGGAGCUCGAGCUGCUGGAAGUGCAGGAGAAGGCCAGGAACGAGGACUUGAGCUGCCUGCCUACAGUCCACGUCAAAGACAUCCCGCGCGAGAAAGAAAGGAAACCGCUUCGUCAUACAGAUGUGAAUGAUGUGAAGGUGCAGUGGCGCGAGGCACCCACGAAUGGGCUGACAUACUUCCGUGCAGUGCACCAAUUACAGAACCUCCCAGACGAACUGAGGGAAAUGAUUCCGCUGUUCACCAGUGCUAUCAUGCGUCUCGGCACAAAGAAUAAGACAAUGGAGCAACUCGAAGAGCUCAUCAAGCUGAAGACGGGUGGCAUCUCCGUCGGAUACCACUCCUCGCCCUCACCACUAUCGCUAGACGCGUUUGAAGAGGGCCUGGCCUUCUCAGGCUACGCGCUUGACCGUAAUAUUCCAGACAUGUACGAGCUCCUCCGGAUGAUUCUGCAAGAAACAGAUUUCGAAGGACCAGAAGCCGAAAAACAGAUUCGCGAGCUGCUGCAAAGCUCAGCAAGCGGUGCGAUCAACUCCAUCGCCGAGUCAGGACACUCGUACGCGAUGAGAUACGCAGAAGCCGGGAUCAACGAAGUGGGUCGGCUGGCCGAGCAGACAGGCGGUCUCACGCAAGUCAAGCUCACCACGAGUCUAGCCUCGCAAGACUCACUCAGCGACGUCAUCCAAAAACUCAAAGCCAUCCAAUCCUUCGCCAUCGCAAACAACGACCAGUUCCGCGUCGCAAUCAACUGCGGCAGCGAAAGCUCAACAGCAAACCAAGACGCACUCCGUCGCUUCCUCGACACCCUCCCCCAAAAAAUCUCCGUGCCCCCAACACCCCACCAAACACAAUUCCCCCGCAACGCAAAAUCCUUCUUCCCCCUCCCCUACCAAGUCUACUACUCCGCCCGCGCCGUCCAAACAGUCCCCUACACCUCCCCGGCCGGCGCCCCGCUCGAAAUCCUCGCCAAAAUGCUCACCUUCAAGAUGCUGCACCCCGAGAUCCGCGAAAAAGGCGGCGCAUACGGCGGCGGCGCCUACGCGCGCGGCCUCGCAGGCUUGUUCGGAAUGUACUCGUACCGCGACCCCAAUCCGCAGAACAGCAUGAAGAUCAUGGGCGAGGCGGGGCGGUGGGCGCGCGAUCGCGCGUGGACGGCACAGGAUCUCGAGGAGGCGAAACUCAGCGCUUUUCAGGGGUAUGAUGCCCCGCAGAGUGUUAGUCGAGAGGGUAUGCGCCUUUUUCUUAGUGGGGUUACGGAUGAGAUGUUGCAGGCUAGAAGGGAGAGACUUCUUGAUGUUACGGCUGAGCAGGUGCAAAGCGUGGCUGAGGAGUUUCUUGUCCGGCGCGCGGGUGAGAGUAGUAUCGCGGUGCUGGGCGAGAAGAAGGAUUGGGUGAGUGCGGCGGGUGCGGGGUGGGAAGUGCGCGAUCUGGGUAUGGCGGAGAAGAUGGACAAGUUGGCGCAGAGUGAGGAUGCGACGAACUAAUGUGUAGGAUUUAUCACGGCUGUGUUUUACGACGUUAUGGUCUUUGUAGGUUCAUUGUACGAUUACUCUACUCUGGUAUUCUUGGCCCGCCGCGUGCAGGGCCCUUUUUAAGCUCGGCCCCCCCCUAUCUCAUUUCCCUAUAUAUACCCCCCCCCCC
Messenger RNA from Dothidotthia symphoricarpi CBS 119687, 3417 nucleotides. RefSeq lists its product as uncharacterized. Gene Ontology annotation, biological process: protein processing. Gene Ontology annotation, molecular function: metal ion binding. The transcript is spliced from 2 exons. The coding region runs from base 159 to 3260 and encodes 1033 amino acids. Gene Ontology annotation, cellular component: mitochondrial matrix. Lineage: Eukaryota; Fungi; Ascomycota; Dothideomycetes; Pleosporales; Dothidotthiaceae. The record is from RefSeq and is a predicted model, not a curated record.